UUUUUUUUUUUCUUCUUCCUUUUUCUUUUAGAGGAUUUAUUUAUUCUUCUCCUUUAUCAGCCUAGCAUGUAUCGUAGUGUAAAACAAAUAAAUAGCUUAUUUUUACUUCCUAAAUGGACACUUACAAUUUUUAUUCUUCUCAGUUUAUUAUGCUGCUUAUACAAGAAGAAUCUAUUAUUUCAGCAGUUCAAAAUGAAAGAAUACCUUCUUCUAGUCACAAACAACAAGUGGAUACAAUACAUGGAGAAGAAAAUCUUUUAUUAAAUUCCAAAAGUCAUAACGAGAACAACAUGAAAGAAACUGGCUUUCUUUUAUCAACCAACAAUCAUGAUGAUUCUAUUCAUAAAGAGCAACUUGAUAAUAAAAAGAUGAGAGUUACAAUUCAACAAAAUACAAACUUGUUUGAAGAAGAAGAUGAAGGAGAAGAGAAAGAGGAAGAGGAAAAAGAGGAAAAGGAAGAAGAAGAGGAAGAAGAGGAAGAAGAGGAAGAAGAGGAAGAAGAGGAAGAAGAGGAAGAAGAGGAAGAAGUGCCUUCUCUACAAAGUGAUAACGAAUCUAUUAUUGAAGAGCCUUUUUCUCCUUCUUUAUCAAAGGACUCGCAACCAGCUUAUUAUUCACCUUUUUCUACUGGAUUUGAUUUUUUUGGUACAACUUUACCUGUUAGUAAAGAGAAUCAAUCUAUUGUCUUUACAGCUGAAGAUUAUUCAACACUGUUAUCCGAAAAAAUUAUUUACCCUUACUUUACUCCCUCAGUUGAUCGUAUUCCUUCUUAUACCCCUAAUAAUAAUAAAAAGUCAUCAUCGCCGCUUCUGGAAUUACUCAAUCCUUCCACUCACGCCAAGACAACAAUUACAUCCACCUCUUUUAGUUAUUUUGAUGAAAUGAUGAUGUCUAAUUCACUCUAUAGAACAAUAAACCAUCAUCACUCAAUAAAGAAUACUAGAAGAGACUGGGACUCCAUUACCAAUUUUACUCGUUAGAUCAUUUAUACUACUUUAUUCCAUACUAAUACUACUGAUACUACUACUACUAUUACUACUACUACUACUACUAAUAAUAAUAAUAAAAUGAAUUUCUUUUAAAAAUCUAAUCGUUUUAAUGCUUGUUCUGCUUCUUUAACGCAAUUUGAAAGUUUAUAUUUGCGUCCAUACUUUUCUGCACUUUUAUAGAAUUCUUUUGCCUUUUCUUUAUCGUUGCUUUGCUAUAUAUUAAAUAGUAGUCCUUAGUAUAUACACAUAUAAAUUUAUAAAAGAAAAAAUAACCUCU
Cokeromyces recurvatus is the source of this 1266-nucleotide messenger RNA. RefSeq lists its product as uncharacterized. Bases 114 to 980 code for a protein of 288 amino acids. The transcript is spliced from 3 exons. NCBI's taxonomy places the organism in Eukaryota, Fungi, Mucoromycota, Mucoromycetes, Mucorales, Mucoraceae. The record is from RefSeq and is a predicted model, not a curated record.